AUGGAUGGGAGUACCUUCUGCAGUGUUCAAGAAACACUGGAUCUCUGUCUUUGGCAACAUCGUCCUCGAAAUCUGCAGCAAUCCCUGGAAAACCUUCACAACUUCUUUUUCUCAGGUAAGUCAGUAGAGCAUAGCUCUACACUGCUGGCUCUGUAUGAGGCUAGAGAGCUGCUGCAGGCCUUCGGCUGCAGGUCAGACUACGAUGGGCGUGUCCGACCGGCCCUCGCCUCCCUGAACACCCUGCUGCAGAGGAUACUCCCUCAGCCAGAGAAAGUCUCAGAGGAGACCCACACCAGUGACGGUGACACCCUCAUGGCAGAAGAGGAGGAGGAGGAGGAAGAGAAACAGACCAAGCCUGCUCGGGUGUCACACCAGGAAGUGUGGGUGAUGUUUGAGAACAUCUGGAACKAUGUGUGUGGGAUCAGCUCWGCUGUGUUCGCCGCUCUCCGCUUUGACCCGGGCGCCAUAGAAACCAACCAGCCAGUAGAGGGUCCUCCCCUUCCCCAGGACGCCCUCUCCUGUCUGCACAGACUGUCUACUGCUGUCAAACAACUGCUACAGGCCUUUACCAGGGUUCUGUCAACAGACAGCUGUCUAGAAGAUGCCCAGGCUCUCCUCUCCUUCAUCCACUCCAGUGAGAUUGCUGCCAUGGAGCCCAGGUUCACUGCCAAAGACCUGUUGGACUGUCUCUCACAGCACGAGUACAGGGAGAAGCUGUGUGUGGGGGGACCCAGUUGGCAGAGCUGAACGUCAGUCUAGAGCGUGCGCUGAGGUCACGUCCCGGCAGGUCACACCAAGCACCUGGCCCUGAUUGGACCACAACAAGGAAGUUUGGACUAAAACAUCCUACCAGAGGCCUCAAAUGCAUCAUAUCACAACUCAACAACUUUACUUGAAGCCACUGUUUUCAUAUAGAGCUGACCUAUUUCAUUCAGCACCUUUUCUGACUUAAUUUAGUUUCUUGUGUGUGGAUGUUGGUGUAGAGCAGUGGUCACCAACCGGUCGAUCAAGGCAUUCCUAGUGAUCACCAAACAUUUCUGUAAAAACCCAAUGAUAAAGCCUUGUGUUCCUAUUUCUUAUUUAUGGCUGCUGCUUCCCAAAUGCCCCAUAGGGCUCUGGUCUAAAGUAGUGCACUAUAUAGGAAUAGGGCUCUGGUCUAAAGUAGUACACUAUAUA
Molecule: messenger RNA, 1176 nt
Organism: Salvelinus sp. IW2-2015
Lineage: Eukaryota; Metazoa; Chordata; Actinopteri; Salmoniformes; Salmonidae
Source: RefSeq, a predicted model, not a curated record